Salvia hispanica is the source of this 1791-nucleotide messenger RNA. Lineage: Eukaryota; Viridiplantae; Streptophyta; Magnoliopsida; Lamiales; Lamiaceae. The record is from RefSeq and is a predicted model, not a curated record.
CACAAAAUCCCUCUUUUCUCAACACUCAACAUUUCCCCGAUCCAUUCUUCAGCAGAUAAGCUGAUUCAACAAAUUCAUUUCAUACAAAUAAAUCCCGCUAAAGCGAGAAAUGGGCAUAAACAACCUCCUGAAAUUCAUGAAGCCCUAUGUUGAAUCCGUCCACAUCAAGAAAUAUGCUGGGAAACGGGUGGGCAUUGAUGCAUAUUCGUGGCUUCACAAAGGAGCGUAUUCAUGUAGUAUGGAGGUAUGCCUGGACAUGGAAGGGGAUAAGAAAAACCGGUUCUUGCAGUAUUUUAUGCAUCGGAUAAGCAUGCUUCGACACUACAAGAUUACUCCGGUGGUUGUUUUCGAUGGUGGCAGCACCCCUUGUAAGGCCGCCACUGAAGAUGGGAGGCAUAGGAAGAGAAAGGCUAAUCGAGAUCUGGCUAUGGAGAAGUUGAAGGAGGGUGAUACGGAUGCAGCUUCCGAGCUUUUCCAGAAAGCUGUGAGCAUAACCCCUCAGAUGGCACACCAACUGAUCCAGAUUUUAAGAUCAGAGAAUGUUGAAUUUGUUGUAGCUCCAUAUGAGGCAGAUGCUCAACUGGCAUAUCUUGCGAGUCUUGAAACUGAAAAAGGUGGCAUUGUAGCAAUCAUUUCAGAGGACAGUGAUUUGCUGGCUUACAAUUGCCCAGCUGUCGUAUUUAAGAUGGACCGAUAUGGCAAGGGUGAAGAGAUAAUCCUAAAAAAUGCUCUUAAUGUUGCUGGUCGUAAACCAUCCUUCAUGAAUUUCGACCGAGAAUUGUUCACAGGUAUGUGUAUAUUGGCUGGUUGUGAUUUCCUUCCAUCCGUGCCUGGGAUAGGAAUUGUCAAAGCUUACAACUUGGUUGCCAAGUAUCGAAAUUUAGACCGUGUUCUGUCAGUGUUGAAGCUUGAAAAGGGAAAAGUAGUGCCUGAAGAUUAUCCCACAGCUUUCAGACAAGCGUUGGCCGUCUUCCAACAUGCACGAGUUUAUGAUGCAGCUUCAAAGAAACUCAAACCUCUCAAUCCUCUGACGCCUGAGCUGUUGCAGGGUGAGAAUGGGGACCUCGAUUUCUUGGGGCCAGACUUGUCCCCUUCCAUAGCAGUUGCGAUUGCAGAAGGUAACCUGGACCCUUGUACAAUGGAGGCGUUUAACCACUUUCCUCAAUCCGGAUAUAAGCACAGUCUCAGUUUCACAGAUUCUGCAAGCCAACUCUCGACUCAAGAAGAAGCUACUGGCUCGAUGCAAGAAGGAUGUUUCACUGUAGUUUCGUGCCACAAAACUGUCAAAAAGAGAAUUAGAGGUGAUAUGCCACUUGAUGGAAUGAAAAGUUCAUCAGAAGGGAAGCAAAUGACAGUUAUCAGUGAGGAAGUACUGAACGAAAGUGAAACAUCAGCCCUCAAAAAGCUCGGUUUCCCUUCCAGAAACGAAGCGUUCGCACAAAAAGAACCAGCGCCGCUUAGAUCCACUCUAAACAUCCCAUCCAACAACCCCUUCAAGAAACAGAAAAGAGACGAUGAAGUGCAGCUGAAUGAGGCCAUGUCUACUGUAGAACAAGCUUCUGAAGUGACUGAGGUUGAGAAGCCAGAAAUUUUUUCUGCAACUCAGAAAUCAGAAGAAAGCAUAGAUUCUAAACUAAUCAAGCCAAAAGCCAAAAGAAUAGCUGAAAAGCUAUCAAAACAAAGUAAUCCCAAACAUGUAAUAUCAUCUAAAGUAGGAGUAUGUAGCAUACUCAAUUUCUUCUCUCGAGUGUAAUAUCUUAUCCUUGGUUAAUUUAAUAGGAUUUUUUUCUA